This is a messenger RNA of Daphnia pulex (common water flea), 2105 nucleotides long. RefSeq lists its product as uncharacterized. The record is from RefSeq and is a predicted model, not a curated record. The transcript has 4 exons. Bases 10 to 1953 code for a protein of 647 amino acids. NCBI's taxonomy places the organism in Eukaryota, Metazoa, Arthropoda, Branchiopoda, Diplostraca, Daphniidae.
CAUUGAGGAAUGGAGGAUCCUCAAUUCUUUAUCGGUCAAGAAGAAGAAGAAAAAAGAAGAAAAUUUGAAAGUCACAGACCCAGCACACACACACAGCACGCACUCACUUACCAGAAACCGAGUGGGCUCAGCCAACAGGUGCGUAUAGCUGUUGGUGUACCCUAUGCUUCGCAGUCAGUUUGGAGGGUGUCCUCCUGCCGCCAAGUCAUGACCUGUCGUUCUCCAAGACAUUUUAAUUCUGAUUCCAUCAUCAUGCCAAUAAGGUUUAGCGUUUUAUUCUGCACCGGCUUGUUGAUCUUGACCGUGAUGGCCGAUCUCAAAGGCCAGCCGGAUCUCACUCAAGUGACUGUCAAUUUGGAUUCCAUCAAAGAAAAUGUUGAACAAGAACCUACCGCUGCUGCUGCUGCUCCAAUCCUCUGCGAGUGUGAAUUUUUCGUCCAAUCGUGGAAGACAUCUCACAUGAUCCGGUUACCUAUGGGUAUUCAGCCUGUUCGGGCCAACACAACUACUCAGACGUCUGAUAGUGAUUUGUGCCUACUACUUUGUCAAAAUCAGUUACCGCCGUUACCCGAAGACGAGAAGGAAAGCAAAUGGGCUCGGAUUUUCAAAGGCGCUUGCCGGACGUUGUUGGCCAAUGAAUUGACUUCCCGUCACGGACUUGCCCGAAUGACGAACGCUCUCGGACCUUCAACGACCGGAAGCGAUGAUGAGGAACCCGUUCGCGGCUGUUUACAAGCUUUCGCACGAUCGACUCACACUCGCAUUUGGGUCCCGAUGGGCCUCCAGUAUCGUAAACUUCUUUCGUGCAGUCAUCCGCGUCACCGACGGAGUUUGACGGAAGGGCGGAAAGUGUCAAACAGUAAAAGUUCACUCAACAGCGUCGAUGCUCAGAGCGCCGUGGACGCUGUCGUCGUUGAAGCGGCCCAGCCAUCAGUCUCAGCGGCUGCUACUGCGCAGUCGGAUCAAAGCUCAACGGCCAAACCCUACGUUUCGCCUCUGAGGCUCCUGUUGAAACGGAUGGACAUUUUCGGUCCGGUCACCGAAAGUCUGGUGGACGUGUUCGACAACGGCGCCUGGCGCGAAUUGCUCAGCACUUUGGCCCUGGACUCGUACGUCGAUCGAUACCAGCGAAUAGCCGUCGACUACCCGCAAGAGAUCGACAUUGGCCACUGCUAUUUCGAAUAUUUUACCUACAACGUUUUCAAUAAUCGUUUCGCCCGCAAGUCCGGCAGCAGCCGAGGGCUGGAAGAUGACGCCGUCGGUUUCCUGGUCAACGCCGCCACCGGAUUCCUCAAGAGCGACAACGCUUCGCAAAUUCUGACUUCACUUUUCUCCAAGAUUCCGUCUUCCGGCAACAGCAAACGAGUGGAGCGCCAGGAAGAAGCGGCCGAGCAGAAAGCUCCGCCCAAUCCGCAAGAAGUCGCCAUGUCCAUCGCCCGCUUCUACCUGCGCCACUAUUUCAGCAGUUUGAUCGGAAGUAAAGUCCAGCUCAACAAGGAAGACCCCAUCAACAAUCCGGAGAGCAUAGCCGACAUGAUCGAACAAGUCAGCAAACCAGUUUUCCUCUCCGUCUUUGGCGUCGUUCCGGGUGCUCCGGCUUCCGGCAAUUUAGGUCACCUACUGACAAUGAGCUCAUCCGAGGAGGCCGAAGUGGCCGAAGUGACCGAGGACCUUGCCAACAACGACAUUGGCAUAAGACCGCCGGAAUUCCGCAACAAACUCGUCCCGACGGGACCGACCAGAGCGUCCGACGGUUUGAUCGAAUCGAUCCCAACUCUCGGCACGGGCAAUUCGUUUUUCGAUUUCGGCAACAGCUUCGUGGCCACGUUCCAACGGGCCAGUGACGCCACUCACGGUCUCUAUUGCGCCAAACAGUACGCCGUCAACAAGGUGUGGAAAUUUUUCAGCGGAUUCAUGCGCAAAAUGAUGAGGGAUAUCCCCAAAGCUGGGUGAUACUAUAUCUCUUAUGACAGCUCGGCCUUAUUUAUUUGAAUUGAAUUGAUUGUUUCAUUUGACCUUUGGCAGCUCUUCAUUUUUUUUAUUUUUUUUUAUUGAUGCAUUGGUUUUCUUAUUUAUGUCUAAUACAACGUGUGUCGUGAUUAUAA